Molecule: messenger RNA, 231 nt
Organism: Rangifer tarandus platyrhynchus (Svalbard reindeer)
Lineage: Eukaryota; Metazoa; Chordata; Mammalia; Artiodactyla; Cervidae
Source: the annotation of a GenBank genome assembly
AUGCGGCGGUACCCAAGGGUACGCAGCCGCAGGACCUCAGCCGAAUGCACCGCUAGGAGGUUGGCAUUCACCCUGUCGGUCAACAAACAGACACGCCGGAGCCAUUAUCGCAGCCGGUGCUGGAUGACUUACUGCGGGUUUUGUUGCUGCCCGGGCUUAUGGCGUUCCCAUCAUGUGCUCCUCUGUCUCCCUGCACUUUUCAGUGUGAAGGGAGACAGGACACCUCUGUAG